CUUAAAUUUAAAUUUAAAUUUUGCUUUUUUUUUUUUUUUUUUGUCUUCGUUUUGCUCGUUAAUAAUCGUUUAAUUACCAUCUUAUUCUUCUUGUGUACUACUCAAUUACUACUAUUAUAUUCUUCUGUUCUGUCUUUUCGUCGUGCAACGGAUCAGUACAACACCGUGAAACGCGUUCCGUAUUCCGUCGAAUAAUUUCCAAUUGGCGUGUCGUCGAGGUUCGUAUACGGUUUUGUCAUUCAGACGAACCAACAUUAUUGCAACGAAUUAGAUUUGACCAUGGACUCAUUUAAAAGUAAUGAAUUAGUUGAUAUUUCACUUAUUGAGUGGCGUACACCUGAAAUUGUGAAAAAUAAAACGUAUGAAGAAAAUUGUGCAAAUAACCCAUUUGAUAUAUUGGAGUUGAAAGCAGCAACAAUGGAUCCUUUUGAUUUAGUUCCAUGUCAAACACCAUCAAAGAGAGAUCCACCAUGUGGUAACAUAUUAAGUCCAUUAUUUGAAUUAACAUUUAAACAGAUGAAAAGAAGUGUAUCCUUAACUGAUAUUAAUGGUGUUGCCAAAAUCUUAGAGAAAAAUUGUAUAGAUAAGAAUAAAGAUCAAAUUAAUGAAAGCCAAUUAAAAGAUAAUGUAACCACAUGUCUUAAAAAAGAAGGUUGUAUUCAGUCAAUAGAAAAUGUCCCAGUACAUGAAGAAGUAAACCAAAUAGAAACCCAAGUUGAAAAUAAUGUAUUAGUUUUAACUGAAGAUUCUAAUGAUAAAGAUUUAGAAAAAAAUUCAGUCUGUAAUGAAGAAGAAAAAAAACUCAUUAGAGAGCAAACACGACAACGUAUCAGUAUGCUUAUUGAAAAGGGUAAACAAAAAUAUGAAGUUGAAUAUUCACGGAGGUCAUUAUUUUGUACUCCACAACGUAAUGUAGAAUCUAGUUUGAAUAGAACUGAAAAUGAAUUUAACAGAGGAUUUAUUCAUAGCUAUUCUGAUAGUUUUAGUUUUUCCGGCAGUAAAAAUUUGUGUGAUGAUGUUAAUGCUAAUAAUGUGAACAAUAAAUCAAAUAGUAGUUCUGAAAUUGCUACCAAUGAACUGAAUUCAUUUGAUUUAAAUUCUCUAAAACCAGAAUGGAUAGUAGAUAAUUUCAGUGAUAGUGAUUUAGAAGUUCAUUCUGACAAAUCUGUAGCAGUCGAUGAAACAACUAAUACUGAUGAUCAAGUUGAUGUUAAAUUAAAAGCUCUUAAUCGCAUUGGAAUGGUUGAAAAUCAAUCUAAUGGAUGUCAGACUGUCUUAAAAUCUAUGCAAAAUAAAAGAGUACAAGCUAAAGGUCCAUUUAUAGCCAAUGUUCCUCUUCAACAAAUGGUGCAAAAUUAUGAGGACGUAGAAAUCAAAAAAAUAGUUCCAGAGUCUGAUGAUAACUCCAAAAAAUUAAAACCCGUGGCUGCUUCUACUCCUACUUUGGACAUAGUUCCAUGUAAAACACCUACAUCGUUUGAGUCUUCUAUUAAAUCAAGUCCUUCAAUUCGUCGAUCAAUAGCCAGUUCCAUCGAAAGUCCAAGUACCCCACUUAAUGUUACCAAAUGUAUUGGAAAAAUUUCAAAAACUAAUGAAAAAAAAUUAUCCUUGUUAAAUAAUUCGCGUUUGAUCAAUUCAACUAAUAAACGUUCCAAUACUACAAUUGUUUUGUUUGAGGGCGCUAAUGUAAAUAGGAAUGAAGCUUUACAGUUCUUCAAAUUAAAUAAAUCCAAAUCUGAAAGUAAAAUUGGGAAGAUACCAAAACCGAAAAUGAGUGGUUUGCCAGUAUCAAAAAGAUUUACCAUGUCAUUUAAAGGGAAAGAAAAUAUAAGACCUUAGUCGAUUAACUUAGGUGUGAUUAUGAUGCAUAAUAUUUAUGGCACAUUUAAAAAAAUUUAAAUCAUAUUUUUAUACAUUAUAGGUUAAUUUACUUAUUAUUAUCUUUUUACUGUGGUGAUUUAUUGUAGUUCUAAUAAACACUAUUUUUUAAAAAAAAAAUCACGUUA
Messenger RNA from Sipha flava (yellow sugarcane aphid), 2006 nucleotides. Its product is annotated as protein PF14_0175-like. The record is from RefSeq and is a predicted model, not a curated record. The transcript is spliced from 11 exons. NCBI's taxonomy places the organism in Eukaryota, Metazoa, Arthropoda, Insecta, Hemiptera, Aphididae. The coding region runs from base 280 to 1839 and encodes 519 amino acids.